Procambarus clarkii (red swamp crayfish) is the source of this 1163-nucleotide messenger RNA. Its product is annotated as sorbitol dehydrogenase. The record is from RefSeq and is a predicted model, not a curated record. Lineage: Eukaryota; Metazoa; Arthropoda; Malacostraca; Decapoda; Cambaridae. Gene Ontology annotation, molecular function: zinc ion binding; L-iditol 2-dehydrogenase (NAD+) activity. Gene Ontology annotation, biological process: D-sorbitol catabolic process.
CUCAGCGAUGCAUAUAUAGGUGGACACAAGGCUCUCAGAGUCAGUGCGGCCUGGUCCAGCAGAGCGCGUGGGUCCCGUCAUGGAGAACACCUUCCCAGUCCUCAGAGGCGUCAACGACUUGCGUCUGGAGACGCACCCCAUCCCGCCCCUGGGCUCCAAUGAGGUGUUGAUCCGGAUGGCGCAGGUGGGGCUGUGUGGGUCUGACCUCUCCCUCGUCUACAAGGGUCGUCUGGGUGACUUCACCCUCACUCCACCCAUUGGAGUUGGUCAUGAGGCUUCCGGGGUGGUCGCCAAAUGUGGCCCAGAUGUCAAACAUCUCAAACCAGGUGACCGCGUGACGAUAGAGCCAGGAGGCCCGUGUCGUAGGUGUGACUACUGCACCAGCGGCAAGUACAACGUGUGUGAGGACGCCUGCUUCCACAACUCUGUAGCCCUCUACCCUGGCUGUCUCGCCCGCUACUACCUCCAUAAUGCUGACCUCUGCUUCAAGCUGCCUGACAAUGUCAGUGAUGAGGAAGGUGCGUUCAUCGAACCCCUGGCUGUUGCUGUCCAUGCUUGUCGUAAGGCAAAGAUUCAACUUGGUUCAUCUGUCCUCAUUUGUGGCGCUGGACCCAUUGGCCUCCUCUGCCUCUUGACAGCCAAGGCGAUGGGCGCCACUAACAUCCUGAUUACAGAUAUCAAGGAGAACCGUCUUAAGAUCGCUAAGCGGGUGGGGGCGCAUCACACGCUGCUAGUACAAGACAAUCAGCCCAAGAGCUUGGCGGCAAAGGUGAAGGAUGUAAUGGGGUGCAUGCCGCAGGUGACCCUCGAGUGUACGGGAGUGCAGUCUGGCAUUGUUACUGGUAUCUAUGCAACCAGGUCGGGUGGUGUGCUGAUGCUGGUAGGUGUUGGGGCGCCUGAAGUCACGCUGCCCCUUGUCCACGCCGGUAUGAGGGAAGUAGAGAUCAUAGGAGUAUACCGCUAUAUCAACUGCUACCAAAUUGCUAUUGAUAUGAUUGCCAAUGGACUUAUUGAUGUCAAGCCACUCAUAACUCAUCGAUUCAAGUUUGAGGAGUUCCAGAAAGCCUUCGAUAUGUUUCAUACAGGUGAAGAUGGAGCCAUCAAAUGCAUGAUCUCCUGUGAGUGAGAGAAUAAAGUCUGCAAUAUAUAUAAAGCAACAAUUA